Messenger RNA from Doryrhamphus excisus (bluestripe pipefish), 3252 nucleotides. It is a transcript of the gene hcn3, whose product is annotated as hyperpolarization activated cyclic nucleotide-gated potassium channel 3. The record is from RefSeq and is a predicted model, not a curated record. Gene Ontology annotation, molecular function: voltage-gated potassium channel activity. NCBI's taxonomy places the organism in Eukaryota, Metazoa, Chordata, Actinopteri, Syngnathiformes, Syngnathidae. Gene Ontology annotation, biological process: sodium ion transmembrane transport; regulation of membrane depolarization; potassium ion transmembrane transport. Gene Ontology annotation, cellular component: membrane; HCN channel complex; axon.
UUGAAGCAGGAGGAGGACCGGACGGCGUCUUUGGCCCGUGGUGAUGCAGAUGCAGAUCUGGUGGUUGCCACCAUCAGACCUUAGUCAGGACCUCCAAGUUGUUCUUUCAGGAAAAUGAGCAGCCCCUCCAGGAGCCUGGGCGACCCCAAAGGCAUCGGCCAGAGUCCCGGUCACAAAGCCGAGCCCCCUCGCCACCGGAGCUGGAGCAGCCUCCGUUUCUCCCACUGGAGGAGCGGCUCCCAGAGGGCCAGCCGCCCCGGGACGCCCUCCCCCAAGACGGACACGCGGGGCGACGUGAGCAGGACGCUCUUCUCGCUGGUCAAGACUCACAACGACGACUACACGGCGGACCGACUGGACGUCGACGGUGACGACGACGCCGGUGGUGGUGAUGAUGAUGAUGCAACCCUGGACCAGUCCAGCUACUUCCACAAACAGUUUGGCUCCAUGCUGCAGCCCGGCGUCAACAAGUUCUCCCUGCGCGUCUUUGGAAGCCACAAGGGCGUCGCUGCAGAACAGGCCAGGGUCAAGUCCUUUGGAGUGUGGAUCAUUCACCCUUACAGCGACUUCAGGUUCUACUGGGAUCUGGUGAUGCUCCUGCUGAUGAUGAGCAACCUGGUGCUGUUGCCGUGGGGCAUCACCUUCUUCGAGGACCAGAACACCACCCCGUGGAUCACCUUUAACGUCCUCUCCGACACGCUCUUCCUCCUGGACCUGAUCUUCAACUUCCGCACGGGCAUCCUGGGCGAAGACAGCCACAUCGUGUUGGACCCCAAGGAGAUCCGCGUGCACUACCUGCGCUCCUGGUUCCUGGUGGACUUCAUCUCGUCCAUCCCCGUGGACUACAUCUUCCUGGUGGUGGACCUGGAAUCCCUGAAUGACUCGUCCGACGUGUACCGCACCGCACGCGCCCUGCGCAUCGUGCGCUUCACCAAAAUCCUCAGCUUGCUGCGCCUCCUCCGCCUGUCUCGCCUCAUCCGCUACAUCCAUCAGUGGGAGGAGAUGUUCCACAUGACCUACGACCUGGCCAGCGCCGUGGUGCGCAUCGUCAACCUGAUCGGCAUGAUGCUUCUUCUGUGCCACUGGGACGGCUGCUUGACCUUCAUGGUGCCCAUGCUGCAGGACUUCCCCGCAGACUGCUGGGUCUCCAAAAAUAACAUGGUGAAUUCUACCUGGCACACACAGUACUCGUACGCCCUCUUCAUGGCCAUGAGUCACAUGCUCUGCAUCGGCUACGGCGCCCACCCGCCGGAGGGCAUGAGUGACGUUUGGCUGACCAUGAUCAGCAUGGUGGUGGGGGCCACCUGCUACGCCAUGUUCCUGGGCCACGCCACCAACCUGGUGCAGUCCCUGGACGCCUCGCAUCGACAGUAUCAGGAGAAGUACAAGCAAGUGGAGCAGUACAUGUCCUUCCAUAAGCUGCCCGCCGACGUCAGGCAGAGGAUUCACGACUACUACGAGCAGAGGUUCCAAGGCAAGAUGUUUGAUGAGGACAGCAUCUUGGGGGAGCUCAGUGACCCGCUGAAAGAGGAAAUUGUCAGCUACAACUGCCGAGGCCUGGUGGCCAACAUGCCCCUGUUCGCCAACACCGACCCUCAUUUCGUCACCGUCAUCCUGACCAAGCUGCACUUUGAGGUCUUCCAACCCAGAGACUUCAUCAUCAGGGAGGGGACGCUGGGUCGCAAAAUGUACUUCAUCCAGCACGGCACCGUCGUCGUCACGCCGCGGGGCAGCAAAGAAAUCAGACUGAGCGACGGAGCGUACUUUGGGGAGAUCUGCCUGCUGACCCAGGGGCGGCGCACGGCCAGUGUGAUGGCCGAAACCUACUGUCGGCUUUACUCUUUGAGCGUGGACAGCUUCAAUGAGGUGCUGGAGGAGCACCCGCUCAUGAGGAGGGCCUUCGAGAGCGUGGCCGUUGACCGACUGGGCCGCGUGGCCAGGAGGUCCAGCUACCGCCCUCCCGACUGAAUCCCUUUCUCCAAAAACACGGAGGACGACCAUGAGUCCACUUUACUUUGGCUCCACAUUUCCUAUGCAAGACCCACGUACAGCUUUCAAAAUGUCUUUCUAAGACUCCGUCAUACAGGCUGUUCUGCAUAGCUGCAAUCAUCUGUAGGUUUAUCACCGUUCAUGUUGACAAACGCUAAGCUGCACUGAUGGAACAACGCCCCACUCGACACGGACGCAUUCUACACGCAUGUACACACAUUCUACACACAUUGUACACACAUGUACACACAUGUACACACAUUGCACCUGCACAUUGUUGCAGGGCAAACUAGAUCCCUGCACAUUCACUCUUAUCGCUGGUAUCACUGGUAUCACUGGUAUCACUGGUAUCACUGGUAUCACUGGUAUCACUGAUAUAACUGAUAUCACUGUUAUCACUCUUAUCACUGGUAUCACUGUUAUCACCGGUAUCACCGAUAUAACUGAUAUCACUGUUAUCACUCUUAUUACUGGUAUCACUGUUAUCACUGAUAUAACUGAUAUCACUGUUAUCACUCUUAUCACUGGUAUCACUGUUAUCACUGGUAUCACUGAUAUCACUGAUAUUGCCGUUAUCACUCUUAUCGCUGGUAUCGCUGGUAUCACUGUUAUCACUGUUAUCACUGGUAUCACUGGUAUCACUGAUAUCACUGUUAUCACUCUUAUCACUGGUAUCACUGUUAUCACCGGUAUCACCGAUAUAACUGAUAUCACUGUUAUCACUCUUAUCACUGGUAUCACUGUUAUCACUGAUAUAACUGAUAUCACUGUUAUCACUCUUAUCACUGGUAUCACUGUUAUCACCGGUAUCACCGAUAUAACUGAUAUCACUGUUAUCACUCUUAUCACUGGUAUCACUGUUAUCACUGAUAUAACUGAUAUCACUGUUAUCACUCUUAUCACUGGUAUCACUGUUAUCACUGGUAUUACUGAUAUCACUGAUAUUGCCGUUAUCACUCUUAUCGCUGGUAUCGCUGGUAUCACUGUUAUCACUGGUAUCACUGGUAUCACUGAUAUCACUGUUAUCACUCUUAUCACUGGUAUCACUGUUAUCACUGGUAUCACUGAUAUCACUGAUAUCAUUCUUAUCACUGGUAUCACUGGUAUCACUGGUAUCACUGAUAUAACUGAUAUCACUCUUAUCACUGGCAUCACUGUUAUCACUGAUAUCACUGAUAUUGCUGUUAUCACUGAUAUCACUGAUAUCACUGGUAUCACUGGUAUCACUGUUAUCACUGUUAUCACUUUUGUCGUGCUGAACAU